This is a messenger RNA of Penicillium vulpinum, 408 nucleotides long. RefSeq names its product Major facilitator superfamily domain general substrate transporter. The record is from RefSeq and is a predicted model, not a curated record. Bases 1 to 408 code for a protein of 135 amino acids. NCBI's taxonomy places the organism in Eukaryota, Fungi, Ascomycota, Eurotiomycetes, Eurotiales, Aspergillaceae. Gene Ontology annotation, cellular component: membrane. The transcript is spliced from 3 exons. Gene Ontology annotation, molecular function: transmembrane transporter activity.
AUGAUAACCCCAGCGGAAGAACAGAUAAAAUCUGAUAACAAGGGCCUUGCCCUCGAACAAGAUGCUCUAUACUAUACUUAUGCUUCUAAAUGUCCAGAAUGGCAUCGAAAUAUAACCCACCGUCUUCUUCGCAAGGCUCGUCUUGGUACACUUGAAGAAGAUCUCGGUAUGGAAGGCACCGAUUAUAAUCUCGCCACAAGUAUCUUAUUUGUCGGUUAUCUACUGAUGCAACUUCUAUCUAAUCUGCUCCUAACUCGUAUUCGGCCUUCACUAUCUCUAGUCAGUUUUAGAGCGCUUAUCUCGUUUCAUAGGGGUAUGAUUUCCGCUUGCCAAGCAGCUGUUCAGUCAUCCUUGGACUUAUUGCAAUACGGUUCUUUCUUGGAUUUCUCGAAGCGCCUUUUUUCCUAG